Molecule: messenger RNA, 420 nt
Organism: Fulvia fulva
Lineage: Eukaryota; Fungi; Ascomycota; Dothideomycetes; Mycosphaerellales; Mycosphaerellaceae
Exons: 2
Coding region: 1-420 (139 amino acids)
Biological process (GO): microtubule-based movement
Cellular component (GO): cytoplasmic dynein complex; cytoplasm
Molecular function (GO): dynein intermediate chain binding
Source: RefSeq, a predicted model, not a curated record
AUGCAGCAGCCUUCGCCGUCAGAAGAGACGGCCAGCCUCCUGGCGCGUCUAUCGAGCCGUCCCGGCGUGCAAGGAACCCUCAUCCUGUCGCGUGACACCGGGGCCGUUGUGCGCUCAUCCGGCCUGGCAACCGACGACGACGAAGGCGAGGGCGAAACGAUCCAGCCCGCCGCCAACGCCAACUCCAACGGGACCGCGAACGGCCAAGGCACGGGCACAGAAAGAGGUACACGAAGGGAGGAAGAUGUCGCCCGGCUGGUAUGGAAGUUCCACCAGAGCGCCGGCGACAUGGUUCAGGAGCUGAACGGGCAACACGAUGAAGCGAAGCUCCUGCGCAUCAGGACGAAGAAGAAUGAACUGGUCAUUGUGCCUGAUGCCAAGUUUUUGCUGGUCGUGCUCCACGACACACCGCCGGCCUGA